AUGAAAAUAAUCAAAUGUAAAUAAAGAAAAUUACAUAGUUAGAAUUUGAAAUUCAAACGCGAUGGAUCGUCAGUUGUCAGGAUCGAAUCGUAUCGAACACUCGACGCCGGCGUAUUUAAAAAGAUGGGAUCGACAAUUUAAAACUCGUCUCGACAGUCCAUGAACCGCGUUUGCCGGGAGUAGUUGCAUCUGUGAUGGCGUUGUGUAAUCUAUUAUUAUACCAUACUAAUACCAGGUAAGGAUAGAUCGUCCAAGCGCCUAGUAAUUAAUUGACUAAAAAAACUGAUAAUAACAGUGUGCUUCAUCUAAAAUGAUCAUUAUAAUUAGGUGAACUCCGAAGAAAUUAAUGACGAGGUGAGUUACGUUAAUCGUUGCAAGGGAUAAUGCGAAGACUUCUUCGUUAGGUUAGAUUAGUUAUCGUACAAAAUGUAUUACCAAACCAUGUAUCCUCGCACGUUGUCAUUGUUACGGAAUGGAAGCUUCACGAAAAAUGUGAGUAGAAAUUUACACAAAGAAAAUAACUAUGGUGACAAAUCCACCCAGCAAAAUUUCCGAAACGAAAGACUCCGGGCAACGUUGCACUACAUGGCUGCAGCCGGCAUACUCGCAGGUGGUUUAAGCUAUGCUGCCGUACCUCUGUACAGGAUGUUUUGUCAGGCAACCAGUUCCGGUGGGACGACAGUCACCACCACCGACAGCUCUAAGAUAGAAACAAUGAAGCCAGUGAAGAACAGAAUGUUCCGAGUGAGAUUCAAUGCUGACGUUGGAGCCACUAUGAGAUGGAAUUUCAAACCACAGCAGACUGAGAUUGAAGUUAUACCUGGAGAAACUGCCCUAGCAUUUUAUACUGCCAAAAAUCCAUCUGAUAAACCAGUUAUUGGCAUUUCGACCUACAAUGUUGUGCCAUUUGAGGCUGGACAAUACUUCAAUAAAAUUCAAUGCUUUUGCUUUGAAGAGCAACAACUCAACCCUCACGAGCAGGUGGAUAUGCCGGUCUUCUUCUACCUUGAUCCUGAUAUAGCAGAAGAUCCAAAGAUGGAGUUCAUAAAUGAAAUAACGUUGUCUUACACAUUUUUUGAGGCUCACGAAGGUCUGAAACUUCCUUGGCCUGGCUAUGCUCAAAGACACAAGUAGUACGGUUUGAGAACAUCCCUCUAUCUUUGAUAGAUUGUCCAGGAACACAAAGUGAGAAUGCUGGAAAAGCAUCAGCCUGUGCAGGCUGCCCAAAUCAAAAUAUUUGCUCCUCUGGAGAAGCUAACAAAGUAGAUCCUGGGGUCGAACUUGUCAAGGAACGUCUGUCUCA
Athalia rosae (coleseed sawfly) is the source of this 1303-nucleotide messenger RNA. RefSeq names its product cytochrome c oxidase assembly protein COX11, mitochondrial (gene Cox11). The record is from RefSeq and is a predicted model, not a curated record. The transcript is spliced from 4 exons. NCBI's taxonomy places the organism in Eukaryota, Metazoa, Arthropoda, Insecta, Hymenoptera, Athaliidae. Gene Ontology annotation, cellular component: mitochondrial inner membrane. Bases 427 to 1134 code for a protein of 235 amino acids. Gene Ontology annotation, molecular function: copper ion binding.